Diabrotica balteata is the source of this 252-nucleotide messenger RNA. The record is from the annotation of a GenBank genome assembly. NCBI's taxonomy places the organism in Eukaryota, Metazoa, Arthropoda, Insecta, Coleoptera, Chrysomelidae.
AUGUGUACCUAUGAAACCGUACACAUAAUACGGUAUUCUGAAUUUAUACCUGUUUCCGAUAUUUCAUUCGGUCUCCUCUUAAAUGAGGGUCAGCAGCCAUCAGAAGAUGAAAAUACACCGCAAAAACGAGUAGAUAAAAUAUUCGACCAGAUGGAUAGAAACCACGACGAUCGAUUAACCCUUGAAGAAUUCAGAGAGGGUAGCAAGGCAGAUCCCAGAAUAGUCCAGGCGCUCACUUUAGGAGGCGAAUAG